Molecule: messenger RNA, 839 nt
Organism: Musa acuminata AAA Group (dessert banana)
Lineage: Eukaryota; Viridiplantae; Streptophyta; Magnoliopsida; Zingiberales; Musaceae
Product: histone H1-like
Exons: 2
Coding region: 1-555 (184 amino acids)
Biological process (GO): chromosome condensation; negative regulation of DNA recombination; nucleosome assembly
Cellular component (GO): nucleus; nucleosome
Molecular function (GO): nucleosomal DNA binding; double-stranded DNA binding
Source: RefSeq, a predicted model, not a curated record
AUGUCCACCGAGGACGGAGCUGAGGUCGCCACCGAGGAGGUGCCGAAGCUCACAGAGGAAAAGCCGGCGAAGGAGAAGAAGGCGAAGGUCCCGAAAUCCCCCAAGGAUAAGAAGCGCAUGGGUUCCAAACCUUCCGCCCCGUCUCACCCGCCUUAUUUCCAGAUGAUCAAGGAGGCCAUCGUUGCCCUUAACGACAAGACCGGAUCGAGCCCCUACGCGAUCGCCAACUUCAUGGAGGAGAAGCACAAGGGAGUGCUGCCGCAGAACUACAAGAAGGUCUUGGCUGUCCAGCUGAGGAACUUCACGGCAAAGGGGAAGCUUGUGAAGGUAAAGGCUUCAUUCAAGCUGUCGGAGGCCGGAAAGAAUGGCGAGACGAAGAAGAUGGAGAAGAAGCAGCAGCCUCAACGGGAGGCGAGGAAGCCAAGGGAGGCUACCAAGAGGAAAGCUUAUGCAGGUACCGCGAAGAAGGCAAAGAAGGCCGCUGCUCCGAAGCCGAAGCAGCCCAAGUCGAUCAGGUCCCCAGCGGCGAAGAAGGCGAGAAAGGCCGCUGCUUGAUGGUGCGGAGGGCUCAGUUCUGCGACUGUGUUCGUGCUCAGUAUAUAGGAUGUGUCCGUAGGGUUAAGCCGCUCUGGUCUUUGAUGCUGUCACCCUUCACGUUCAUCUUGUAAUCUAAUCCUUCUCUUCUUCCAUCUGCUAAUAGCAUACGAUGCUUCUUCUGCAACAACACUCGAAAGCAUAUACAGUGAUUGACGCAGAGUCACGACUGCGUUUCAUCCGGGAAACGAUGUCUGGGAUCCUAGGGAUCUAUGAAAGCUAGUGAAGAUGCUACUUCUGAUGAA